AUGUCCGAGCGACACGUCGCUAGUCGUAGUCAGUCUGAGGCUAUACUCACUCUGUGUCGGGUCCGCGAGUGUGUUGGCUGCAAAUCUUUCAGAAUGAACGGCCCACAUAAAUCUCCGUCUUCUGUUUGGAUAAAGUUGAUGUCCAAAUCAAGAAAGCGACCUUAUUACUAUAACACACAGACAAAAAUGUCGGUGUGGACAAAACCGAAGGACUUUGAUCAGACAUCCACACUUACGCAGUCUAAUGUGAAUCGAGGUAAUACAAUGCCACCUGAAUAUACUUUGAGACGUGUAGAAGAAUUGCUAGAUUCCAUGCUGCCUCCAUCAGAAACACCAACUGAAGUGGCAAGAUCAUCUAAGAAUGAUAUGAAGAAAAGAGAAUUAAAUAGGAAACAGGCAAAGAAACAAAAUAAAAAAGGUCGACAAUUCUAUAAGAACAAAAAAGACAAAAAAGAACUCCUAGAACUUCUUACAUCUAUUCACAAUCCACUAUUGCAUGUGCCAGAAACAUCCAAAACUAACUAUCAAGAACGAAAUUUGUUUGCUCCAUCUACAUCCAGAGUAAAAAAUGAAACUAUUACAUCACAAGGCAGUUCCAGAAAUGAUUUUGUUCCAAUUGGAAUGUUUGAUCCACCAUUCAAUUUGGCAGAACCACCAUUCAAAUAUAGCUAUCAAGAAAGAAAUUUGUUUGCUCCAUCUACAUCCAGAGUAAAAAAUGAAACUAUUACAUCACAUAGUAGUUCCAGACAUGAUUGUGUUCCAAAUGAAAUGUUUGAUCCACUAUUGAAUGUGGCAGAACCAUUCAAAAACAAUUACCAAGAACGAAAUUUGUUUGCUCCAUCUACAUCCAGAGUAAAAAAUGAAACUAUUACAUCACAAGGUAGUUCCAGAAAUGGUUGUGUUCCAAAUGAAAUGUUUGAUCCACUAUUGGAUGGGGCAGAACUAAAUAAUGAUGAUGAUCAAAAUUACCAUGAUCUAUUUCUACAAUUGAUGGAGAAAUCCCCACCAGAAACAAAGUAUGAACGAAAUUUGUUUGCUCCAUCUACAUCCAGAGUAAAAAAUGAAACUAUUACAUCACAAGGUAGUUCCAGAAAUGGUUGUGUUCCAAAUGAAAUGUUUGAUCCACUAUUGAAUGUGGCAGAACCGUUCAAAAAUACCUACCAAGAACGAAAUAUGUUUGCUCCAUCUAAAUCCAGAGUAAAAAAUGAAACUAUUACAUCACAAGGUAGUUCCAGAAAUGGUUGUGUUCCAAAUGAAAUGUUUGCUACAUCCAGAGUAAGAAAUGAAACUAUUACAUCAAAUGGUAGUUCCAAAAACGAUUGUGUUCGAAAUGAAAUGUUAGACGGACCUCUCACCAUCGACUUGAGCCCAUAAGAUGCAAUAAUGGCAAGUUCACGUGGCUGGGACACGGAUGUAGUUUGUAAGAUAGUUCCAGACCAUCCAGCACUCUAGCGUGGGAAUGAAAACCUACUAAUAUCUAUAAUCACUUCACAUUUAUUCAAUAUGUCAAUAAAAUAUUAAAUAUACAGUAAUA
Homalodisca vitripennis (glassy-winged sharpshooter) is the source of this 1534-nucleotide messenger RNA. RefSeq lists its product as uncharacterized. The coding region runs from base 1 to 1374 and encodes 457 amino acids. The record is from RefSeq and is a predicted model, not a curated record. The transcript is spliced from 17 exons. Lineage: Eukaryota; Metazoa; Arthropoda; Insecta; Hemiptera; Cicadellidae. Gene Ontology annotation, molecular function: protein binding.